This is a messenger RNA of Patiria miniata (bat star), 3201 nucleotides long. It is a transcript of the gene pde9a, whose product is annotated as high affinity cGMP-specific 3',5'-cyclic phosphodiesterase 9A-like. Lineage: Eukaryota; Metazoa; Echinodermata; Asteroidea; Valvatida; Asterinidae. Gene Ontology annotation, molecular function: 3',5'-cyclic-GMP phosphodiesterase activity. The record is from RefSeq and is a predicted model, not a curated record. Gene Ontology annotation, biological process: cGMP catabolic process. The transcript is spliced from 18 exons. Bases 414 to 1994 code for a protein of 526 amino acids.
UGUUUUUUUCCCCUCCAGUUGCAGGGGGGAUGGAAAUAUCAACGGCCCACUGCAGAUACAUCGUCCCUCCUUUGCUCCUCCCCCGUGUCAGAAUUGUCCAUUCUGGCACUGUUGUCAUGGUAACUACAGGCAGACCGAUGAUGCGGGUGAUGCAUUGCAGGUUCCAGGUUUGCUGCCUGUCUUGCGGCACGGGACGCAAGGAGUAUAGAACGCAACAAAGUGGUCUAACAGUAACACUAUAGCUCGGGUGUUGAUGUGCUGGAGCUCUUCGCGCUAUACUCGACGGAACAACUUGAUCGAACGGCCCGACGUACGGACGCCUUGUAACAUUUUCCAACGAAUGACCGACUCCAUCGAGCUGUCUUCAGUCCAAUUCACCGACAGCCCAGCAGCACCGUGUGGCGGAGAUAACCAUGGGUAACGGAGCCGCAUCCCGGGAAAGCAACGUCCCGGCUUGUAUUCACCUCGAUAUUAACGGAACCAAGCAAAAGGUGAAAUUUGGACGACGUUGCAGCAGCAGAGACGUGCACGAUCUGCUGGCAGCUGCGGCAGGGGUCAGCAAGACGGCAUCCAUCACACUGAAGGACGUUGAUGGCGCCCUUGUCAGCGUGUCGUCUGCAAUGCCCCACAACACAGCCGUCACGGCGUACAAAGUGUUAGUGGCAGAUGACGCAGCUCAGCCAACAGGACAAGAAAAUGCUGUGCUGUGCGGAGUGAUAACGCAGGUUGCGGAUCAAUUCACCAAGGCUUUGGGUGUCAGUGAAAUAAAGGAAGAGUUGUCGUCACGAAUUUCGCUCAUGGAAAAGAAAAAGGAAAUGGAAAGUUUGAAGGCAAUCGAGAUUGAAAAAUGCAAGGUCGAGCUGAAAAAUCUCAAGGAGGAGCUACUGAGUGCCAAGAGCAGACACGUGCAGUUCUGCAAAUGCUCCAUUCCCGAGCGAGACGACACGAAGAUUGUAGCCCGCCGAGACGUGCCCAAGUACCCGAAGUACACACUGUCUCAGGAGACAAUUGAGUACCUAAAGAAACCCGCCUUCGACAUCUGGCAUUGGGAAUCCAACGAGAUGUUAUGCCUGCUGGAGCAUAUGUACUACGAACUGGGACUUGUGGAGGAGUUCAAUAUUAAUUCAUUGGUGCUCAAACGAUUUCUGUUGUGCGUUCAGGAAAACUACCGUCACAAUCCCUUUCACAACUUCCGUCACUGCUUCUGCGUGACCCAGAUGAUGUAUGGGAUGAUUCACCUCUGUGACCUCAGGUCAAUACUGACCCGGAUGGAGAUGGGGAUUCUUCUGACGUCAGCCCUCUGUCACGAUUUGGAUCACCCGGGAUACAACAACACGUACCAGAUCAACGCACGCACUGACCUUGCCAUUCGCUACAACGAUAUAUCGCCAUUGGAAAACCACCACUGCGCAGUGGCCUUCAGAAUCAUCAGCAACCCUGAUUGUAAUAUCUUCGGUAACACAGAUCCGGACACGUUCAAGGCGAUUCGACAGGGCAUCAUCAUGCUGAUCCUGGCUACCGAUAUGGCGCGCCAUAGCGAGAUUCUUGACCAAUUUAAGAAAUACGUGGAGACCGGCUUUGAGUUCACCAACGAAGAGCACCUCAACUAUUUGAAGAUGUUGCUAAUCAAAUGCUGUGACAUAUCCAAUGAGGUUCGACCAAUGGAGGUGUCCGAACCCUGGGUGGAUUGCCUUUUGGAGGAAUACUUCAUGCAGAGUGACCGAGAGAAGAAGGAGGGACUUCCGGUGGCGUCUUUCAUGGACCGGGACAAAGUCACUAAGCCCACUUCGCAGAUUGGUUUUAUCAAGUUUGUCUUGAUUCCCAUGUUCGAGGUUGUUGCUAAGGUGUUUGUGGUGCUGGAUAUAUCGAUGGUUCAGCCUCUCCGAGAAGCGUUGUACCGAUAUGAGGAACUGAAGGCCUCUGAAGAUGCGGUCAAAGAAGAGAAAAAGAUGCUUGAAUCCAACCAGCUCAUUGGACUCGACAACUCUGCUUAAAGGUGAUGAGGAGCCUCGAGAGGGCGCUCUUCGUGUAGGUUUUGAAACGGGUCCCUGGCAAUGACAAAAGGGCAGGUAUACAUGCAUGUGACGUCAUUUUGUUGAGGUAUACGUGUGUACUGUUUACAUUCGCUCGUACGGAGCACACUAAACAACCAAUAUUGUAAUGUGAUGUUUAUUGUUUAACACAAGUUCUCGGCUGAUUGUGCCCAGCACAUAAUCUAAAAUGUAAAUAAUACAAUACAUGUACCGGUACUUUUAAGUAAAUCAGGGAGACAGUGUAUAAACAUUGCGGAUUGGGUGAUUUUGGUACAUAUAUCUAGGGGUUUUUGUGAGAAAAAGGCCCACAGUGUUCAAGAAUGCGACUGGAAUUGAGGUGCUAUAUAUAGUGAAUAUUAACCAGUCAACGAUAACUGUUUAUUAAAAGCACAAAACUAGAUGUGGCUUGCAAAAAUGAAUCGUCCGUGUUUGAUUUGUAAGUUGGAUUUGAAACAAUAUCAGUCUGGAUUUUUGAUGUUCCAAUCUUUUGUUAAAAAAAAAAUAUCCAAAUUUAGUGCAGAAUCAUUUUAUAGUAGGCCUAGCCCUUUUUUUAUUGGUAAAACGCUGAAAGUUUAAUCCUGAAAUAGAAGCCAAAGUAAUGGCUGACACAACACUCGGUGGGUGCGCAAGGUGGGAGUAGGUCCGAGGUCGCUGAAGGCGGAGGGCGAAGACUGUACCAUCAGCCAACGUUAUCGCUUCUGAAGCAAGUUAUCCAUGUACUAUGUUAACAAUACAGUAUGGGAAAUUAUUACGAAAGUCUCCUUGUCUCUAUUCCACCAACUGCCCAAGUGAAGUGAUGGCCCAUCUGUAGACGAAUCCGGGCACGUACUCACUCAACACUCGAUCACGAGGCCCGCUUCAAUGGAGAAACCACUGUGCACAUUAAUGUACCAAGCAACUGCCCGUGACGGAUUAGCUGGACAAUAGCUAGCACAGUGCUCCCUUUCGCCAUCUCAGGGGGCCUCCGUGAUUGAACUGACAGCGUGCCCGGAUUGGUCUAUAGUUUGCAGUCGGGACAGUUUCGUCCCAACUUUAGUUGGGACGAAACUAUGAAUGGGAAACGUAAACCGCUAAGGAAUGUGCUGUAUAGUCUGGUUCCGGUUCCCAGACCGGACAGUUGACGCUCACGUCUAAAUUGUAGGUCAGGCAGCGUAAUUUUUUUCCUAGG